AUGAGCCUUUUUGACCCGUUGGGCCUGCUGGCGUGUGUGCUGGUACACGGGAAAAUAAUGAUGCAGAAUAUUUGGCGUAGCGGCAUCAAAUGGGAUGACUUUGUCGACGAAAGCGUCUACGAAUCGUGGACGAAAUGGAUUAGCCUGUUGGAUGAAGUCAACGAAGUUCGGAUUCCAAGGUGUUACUUCGAGAACGCGAGCACUGAGCUGUACCGUUCGUUGGAGGCCCAUGUGUUCGUCGACGCAAGUGAAGCGGCGUAUGCAGCGGUGGUGUACUUCCGAACUACCAAUCGUUAUGGAACAGCGAAAUGCGCUCUAGUGUCAGCCAAAACGAAGGUGGCUCCUCUUCGAUAUGUCUCCAUUCCUCGGUUGGAACUGAUGGCCGCGGUAUUGGGAACCCGGUUGCUGGUAUUUGUGCGUUCUAAUCAUUCCAUCCGAAUCAACCGCGUCAUCUACUGGUCGGACUCCGAAGUGACUCUGGCCUGGAUCCGGUCAGAACAUCGAAGAUAUCGCCCUUUCGUAGCCUGUCGCGUUGGAGAAAUUCUUUCAUCGUCAAACGUAAACGAUUGGAGAUACGUUCCGAGCAAACUUAACGUCUCAGAUGAGGCUACCAAGUGGGGUAGUGGACCGUGCCUCAGCGCAUCAGGCCGCUGGUUCAAUGGCCCGACCUUUCUGCAACUGCCAGAGGAGGAGUGGCCUAUGCCGAAAAGAUCGCUCGCAACCACUGAUGAAGAAUUGCGAGCAUGUCAUCUGCAUCAAGAAGUGCUCAUCCUGCGUACUCCGAUAGUAUACGAACGCUUCUCCAACUGGAACCGAUUACUGCACGCAACGGCAUAUGUAAUAAGGUUUGGAACUUUUCGCAAUCAGAAAGGCACAAAAUGUAGCAUAUCGUUGAAUCACGAGGAAUUCAAGGCAGCCGAGAUAUUGCUUUGGAAACUGAUUCAGUCUGAGGUUUACCCAGAUGAGUUGACUAUUCUUACUAAAAAUAAGACAGUACCGAUCUGUGAACGACUGAUCUUAGAGAAGUCAAGCCCUCUUCGGAUGCUUACACCGAUGCUUGAUGAUGAGGGAGUUCUCCGAGUCGACAGUCGCAUUUCCGCGGCACAAGGGGUAGCGGAAGAUGUGAAGUUCCCAGUGAUACUACCGAGAAAACACCACGUCACCAACCUUAUCGUCGAUAAUUUCCAUAGGAAGCUUCUCCAUGGAAACUCCGAAACGGUGGUCAACGAAAUCCGCCAGCGAUUCUACAUUGCACAUCUGCGCACAGUAGUUCGAGGCAUCGAGAAGCGGUGUCAACGGUGCAAGGUGAUGAAAGCUAAGCCUUCAACUCCAAGGAUAGGUCCUCUUCCGGAAGCACGCUUGUCGCCUGGAGUUCGCCCAUUUACUUAUAUCGGCAUCGACUACUUUGGGCCAAUCCUGGUGAAAGUAAACAGAUCCGCAGCAAAACGGUGGGUGUGUCUGAUUACGUGUCUCACAAUUCGUGCAGUACACGUUGAGGUUGCAUAUGAUUUAUCGACGAAGAGCUGUAUCGCCUGUAUACGUCGCUUCAUCUGUCGCAGAGGGUCACCGAAAGAAAUAUACUCCGACAAUGGUCGGAACUUUACCGGAGCGGAACGAAUUCUGCAAGACUAA
This is a messenger RNA of Toxorhynchites rutilus septentrionalis, 1632 nucleotides long. RefSeq lists its product as uncharacterized. The coding region runs from base 1 to 1632 and encodes 543 amino acids. The transcript has a single exon. The record is from RefSeq and is a predicted model, not a curated record. Gene Ontology annotation, biological process: DNA integration. NCBI's taxonomy places the organism in Eukaryota, Metazoa, Arthropoda, Insecta, Diptera, Culicidae. Gene Ontology annotation, molecular function: nucleic acid binding.